This is a messenger RNA of Nipponia nippon (crested ibis), 1536 nucleotides long. The record is from RefSeq and is a predicted model, not a curated record. Lineage: Eukaryota; Metazoa; Chordata; Aves; Pelecaniformes; Threskiornithidae.
AUGACAGCUCGCCUGAUGCUCGCCGUGGGAGGAGCAGUGCUGGGUUCCUUGCAAUUCGGCUACAACACCGGCGUCAUCAACGCCCCGCAAAAGGUGAUUGAGGAUUUCUACAACCGUACCUGGCUGUACCGAUAUGAGGAGCCCAUCAGCCCUGCCACCCUCACCACGCUCUGGUCCCUCUCCGUCGCCAUCUUCUCCGUCGGAGGCAUGAUCGGAUCCUUCUCCGUGGGGCUCUUCGUCAAUCGCUUCGGACGGCGCAACUCCAUGCUGAUGUCCAACGUUCUCGCCUUCCUGUCCGCCGUCCUCAUGGGCUUCUCCAAGAUGGCUUUGUCCUUCGAGAUGCUCAUCCUCGGCCGCUUCAUCAUCGGCCUCUACUCCGGCCUCACCACCGGUUUCGUGCCCAUGUACGUGGGCGAGGUGUCGCCCACCGCGCUGCGGGGCGCGCUGGGGACCUUCCACCAGCUUGGCAUCGUCUUGGGCAUCCUCAUCGCGCAAGUCUUCGGUUUGGACUUGAUCAUGGGAAACGACUCGCUCUGGCCGCUGCUCCUGGGCUUCAUCUUCGUCCCCGCCCUGCUGCAGUGCAUCAUCCUGCCCUUCGCCCCCGAGAGCCCCCGCUUCCUCCUCAUCAACCGCAACGAGGAGAACAAAGCCAAGAGCGUCCUCAAGAAGCUGCGGGGCACCACGGACGUCAGCAGCGACCUCCAGGAGAUGAAGGAGGAGAGCCGGCAGAUGAUGAGGGAGAAGAAGGUCACCAUCAUGGAGCUCUUCCGUUCCCCCAUGUAUCGCCAGCCCAUCCUCAUCGCGAUCAUCCUGCAGCUGUCCCAGCAGCUCUCAGGGAUCAACGCGGUCUUCUACUACUCCACCAGCAUCUUUGAGAAGUCGGGGGUGGAGCAGCCCGUCUACGCCACCAUCGGCUCCGGCGUGGUGAAUACGGCUUUCACGGUCGUUUCGCUCUUCGUGGUGGAGCGAGCCGGACGCAGGACGCUGCACCUCAUCGGCCUGGCGGGGAUGGCGGGCUGCGCCGUGCUGAUGACCAUCGCCCUGACGCUGCUGGACCAAAUGCCCUGGAUGUCCUACCUCAGCAUCGUGGCCAUCUUCGGCUUCGUGGCCUUCUUCGAGAUCGGCCCCGGCCCCAUCCCCUGGUUUAUCGUGGCAGAACUCUUCAGCCAAGGCCCUCGGCCCGCCGCCUUCGCUGUCGCCGGGCUCUCCAACUGGACUUCCAACUUCAUCGUGGGCAUGGGCUUCCAGUACAUCGCGCAACUCUGCGGCUCCUACGUCUUCAUCAUCUUCACGGUGCUGCUAGUCCUCUUCUUCAUCUUCACCUACUUCAAGGUGCCGGAGACGAAGGGUCGGACCUUCGACGAGAUCGCCUCGGGUUUCCGGCAGGGGGGAGCCAGCCAGAGCGACAAAACCCCGGAUGAGUUUCACAGCUUGGGCGCCGACUCCCAGGUCUAACCCGCCCGCGGCCCCGCCCGGCCCCGCCCGCCUCCUCUCCCCAGCGCGUUGGGGUUUCUUUUUUAAACUGCUUUUGUACAG